UCUAACUACUACUACUACUUGUACCAUAUAUUUUUAUAUAAAACCAUUCCAUCCACGUAUCAAGACUACCCUUUUAAAAGCUAAUUAACCCCAUAAUAUUUGUAUAGUUAAGUAAUAACAAGAGCAAAUUAAGCUAGAGAGCUAGAAAAAAAACAAGAAAAUUAUGGGUACUACUACUACUACUAGUACUGCUGAUCGUGAUCAUCAUGAAUUGGUGGAAGAGAAGCUGAGCCCUAAAGCAGACCACCAAGAACUACUACUACUACCUAUGGCACCGGCCAUGAUCUCAGCUCCUCCACUUAGAGUCCAUUUCUCUCCCUCAUCGACAGUCCCCAAAAGUCCAUUAUUCCUUUCUCGUCUGAUGAUGAGUAGCAGCACUAGUACUCCACUAGCCAGCCCUGUGAUCAAGCAGGCCAUUGCAAGCGUGCAAGGCUAUUUGGAAGAUGUUGGCCACUUCACUAAGCUAGAGCCUCACGAGGCUUGGCUUCCUAUUACGGAGUCCAGGAAUGGUAAUGCUUAUUACGCCGCAUUUCACACUCUCUGCUCUGGAAUUGGUGUUCAGGCACUACUUCUCCCCUUUGCUCUCACUGUCCUUGGUUGGACAUGGGGAAUCAUAAGUCUAUUGGUGGCUUUUGUGUGGCAGUUGUACACGUUGUGGUUACUGAUACAGCUUCAUGAGUCCGAUUCUGGGAUGCGCUACAGUAGAUAUCUCCGCCUUUCCAUGGCAGCUUUUGGUGAGAAGAUUGGAAAACUAGUGACCCUUUUUCCAAUCAUGUAUUUAUCUGGUGGCACGUGCGUAACCCUAAUUAUGAUCGGAGGGGGCACCAUGAAGAUAUUUUUUGAGCUCGUGUGCCAUGAAACAUGCACUGUAAAAAACUUGACCACCAUAGAAUGGUACUUGGUUUUUACUUGCAUGGCCACUCUCAUUGCUCAGCUUCCAAACCUCAAUUCAAUAGCUGGGGUUUCGUUGAUUGGAGCUAUAACUGCCAUAAGCUACUCAACCAUGAUUUGGGUACUCACUUUAAACAAAGGCAGAACCAAUGGUGUGUCCUAUGAACCACUUGAGAAUACCAAAUCAGAUGUGGCUAGGCUUUUCGAAAUUCUCAAUGCACUUGGCAUUAUUGCCUUUGCUUUUAGAGGCCACAAUCUUGUUCUUGAAAUACAAGGGACAAUGCCUUCGAACAAUAAGCAACCAUCUCGUCUGCCAAUGUGGAAAGGAGUUAAGUUUGCAUAUUUAAUCAUUGCAAUGUGCUUGUUUCCCCUUGCAAUUGUUGAAUAUUGGGCUUAUGGGAACUUGAUACAUGCUUCGAAUGAAGGGGUGCUAACCGCUUUGUAUGAAUUCCACAAAAGGGAUGGAUCAAAAUUAGUAAUAGGGAUGACAAGUGUAUUGGUUGUGAUUAACAGCCUAAGUUCCUUUCAAAUCUAUGCAAUGCCAGUGUUUGACAAUUUGGAGUUCAGAUUCACUAGCGCCAUGAACAGACCAUGCCCGCGUUGGUUGCGCUCAGCGUUUAGGGUUUUCUUUGGCUGCCUAGCCUCUUUCAUAGCCAUCACAAUUCCAUUUUUGGCAAGUUUGGCAGGGCUGAUUGGUGGCGUGGCGCUGCCCAUCACCUUGGCUUAUCCAAGUUUCAUGUGGAUUCUCAUUCGGCGACCCCAAAAGUACAGCAGAAUAUGGUUGCUUAAUUGGAUUUUGGGUGUUUUGGGAAUGGUCCUCAGCAUUUCGGUUGUCACUGGAGCAGUAUGGAGCCUUGUCACCAAGGGAAUGGAAGUUAACUUUUUUAAGCCUCAGUAACAAAUGAGAAGAAAAUAUUUGGCAAAAUAGAAGAGCAAUAGUAAUUAAUCUUCUUCUUCAAGUGUUUUCUACAUAAACCUUGAGCUAUAUAUCAAGACAGACCCAUUGGAUUCAUUCCCAUGUUCUUGAUAUAUACUGAAAUGUAAACUAUGUAUGUACCUGACGUUAAUUGUGUACAGAUAAAUAAACCAUAGACUAUUAUGCUUGCUUUCAAAA
Messenger RNA from Humulus lupulus (European hop), 2005 nucleotides. Its product is annotated as lysine histidine transporter-like 8. The coding region runs from base 164 to 1789 and encodes 541 amino acids. Lineage: Eukaryota; Viridiplantae; Streptophyta; Magnoliopsida; Rosales; Cannabaceae. The transcript is spliced from 5 exons. Gene Ontology annotation, cellular component: plasma membrane. The record is from RefSeq and is a predicted model, not a curated record.